AUCAUUGUUUACUUCCGGGGUAGUUUUUGAUCAUCGUUCAUGUGUCACACACGAGUCAUUUAUUCGCGGGACUGAAUCCAGGUUGCAGUCAUACAUUGUUUGCAACCAUUUUGAGAUUUAGAUGAAGCACAAUGGGUGCUAAAGAAUCCCAUCAAAGACAUGAAGCAGGCAAGGGAUCGCGGGAGAACAACAGUCAAUUGAACCACUUCUUUGCGGUUGUUUCACAUAGUGACAGAGUAAGCAGAGACGAUUUCAUUAAUUAUUUCCCGGAGGUUGGUCGACCACUCGCAGGGAGACUGUUCACACGGAUAAGUCCUUCAGACUCUGAAUGCACAAAACUGAAAUGCACCGAACCGUUAUCCCAGAUCCUCUCUGUAGCCACAACGUCGGCACAGAAUAGCUUGUAUAUUGCUGUUUUCAGUGGUAUAAGUCUCAAACUUCAAGAUGUGACCAACCUUCUGGAAACGGCCCUCAUGUUCUUCCUCAACAAUGCCGGGGUUCCGGCGCGGCGCAGCGGUGCGGACGACACAGCCAUUCAGGCACUAGCGAAGGUGCUGACUUCCAAAGGCAUGGUAACGACGGCGGCCGAAUGGAUGGAUGCUAUCUGCCCGGAGCUCUUCACCGAGAUGCACAGGUGCCUCGUGGGAUGGCUGCGGGGAGAGGAGCAGAAGCCUUCUGAUGUUUCCGGUGUUGAGGAUGAAUUCUCGGGACGGUUGCUAUGCAGAGCCUGGUGGUGGAUUCUCCAGUCAUCUCUCUCAAGUGUCUUCACUAAGAAGAGCAAGGCUAGGUCAGCUCAACAGUCUGAGGAGGCUGCAGAAGAGUCAGCUUUGGACAGUGUAUGGGAUCUUCUCUACAGCAGCUCGGACCACGGCCUGAGCACCAAUCGUCUACAGCACCACGUGUUCGGCUACCGGGGGCCGACGCUCAUGAUACUGAGCUGUGACCAGGGGGACGUGUACGCGGUGGCAGUGGACACAGAGUGGAGGGAAGGAACGCAGUCUUGGGGAGGCAGUAGUUGCUGUGUCAUGAGGCUAAUGCCAGAUCUGCAGAAACUUGAAGAGGGUGAAAACAUGAUUUUUUUCAACGAUCGAUCACGCAACAUGCCCCGUGGUAUAAGUAUCGGACGGAACCCCAAAAAGAAGAUUUUGACUUUCAAGGAAGGAAUGGAAGUUGUUGAACACAACCACAGGAGUGAAUCAGUGCGUACGCUGGAGAUUUGGGGUUGUGGCGACUCUGGAACAAGAACAGCCCAAGCUAAACUGAAAAAGAUGGAAAUGAAGGAUGCUGAGAGAGCAGCAAAGGUGAAGUUGCCUGGUCAGUGGGAGGACAGUCCCGACAGGAUGUUACUGGAGAUGGGGGGAGUCAAAGUCAACCACGCUGAGCAAUUUACCAGGGAUUGAAAACAAUCUGAUAUCAAUUGAUAACCAAGCUGAAUGUGGUUGAAAUCUCAGCAAUGUACACCAAAAGCAAUGGACUAUGGGCAGGACACACUGCUUCCGCACACUGGUUCAUGCGCAUGGCAGGAAAUGGUGUGACAUUUAUAUUCUGAAUAUGUAUUUAUAUAUAGGAUGGCUUUGAGGGGGAUACAAGAAUAUAUUGCUCGAGCUAUUUUGGCAUGAGUCGAAAACGAGUUCAGUUUGUAUCUCCC
Patiria miniata (bat star) is the source of this 1648-nucleotide messenger RNA. RefSeq lists its product as uncharacterized. Bases 132 to 1400 code for a protein of 422 amino acids. The record is from RefSeq and is a predicted model, not a curated record. NCBI's taxonomy places the organism in Eukaryota, Metazoa, Echinodermata, Asteroidea, Valvatida, Asterinidae. The transcript is spliced from 11 exons.